AUGGUGACCACAUCCAUGCCAUCCUCGUCAUCAUUAGCAGCGGCAGCAGCGUACACACGACAGGAGGGCGAGGCAUGGAAUGUGGUGGAUGUUUUUUGCCUUGGUAGUCACUCUGUAUGGUUUAUGAUCAGCGAUGCGAGCCGCGCAACAGCCAACAAAGCCACGUCACGACGGCCGAGCUGCAUCUCCUUUCCAGAGGAAAGGGCGACCCAAGAUGCGGCAACGGAGGGUUCUUUUUCCCUCCUGAGGGAGUUGCAGCGAGUCGCCCGUGUGGUGACGGUUAGCGGGGCUGAUGCGGCAAAGCCACAUGAGGAGUGCCCUUGCUGCUCUGGGAAACGUGAAGGCGUCGCUGCCGUGUCGACGUUGCUCGUUCAAGGCCUACAUGUCGUUCUGUUUUUUGUCAUGGAGUGUAAUUGCCUGGCGUUUGCCUCCUUCGCCCUCAACUCUUUUCCGGGGACGAAUGAUGCGAGCCACUGCGCAGGGAAGGCCCAGUUAUUGGCGGUGCGGUGGUGUUCUGGGGAGGUGCAGGCGAAUGCGGCUCCUCACACUCUCCCACGCCAAAUCAGCGUCUCGGUGAGUGCCAUUUUAGAGGCGUGUAAAGCUGACUCCUCUUCCCUCACCAACACCACCACCAACACCGUUGCUUAUCCCUUGCGUUCGUCUUCACCCUCGCCGCAGCAGGGCCAACGCGGCUGGAAAAGUGUCUCGACCCGUCUUUCGCGUAACACCUCCUCGUGUUUUGUCCUGCGCCUUGUGUUUGCGCGUGUGGUGGGCUGGAUGGAGUAUGUGGAGCUCGCCUGGCAGGAGGACGUGGGGGGCGGCGCCCCGUCGCCCUGGCGGACGCUCCACGGGUUUUGCCAGCUCACAGUGGGGUCGUUGCAUUUGGGGAGGAUGGGCGGGGUGCCAGGGGAGGUACGGGCCGUAACUUGGAUGUCGUGUUCGCGCGACUACGAGCAGCUGUACCCGUUGCUCGCCGUUCUGCACCAGAGCGCCCCCGUGACUGGGGAUCCCUUUCUUGACCGUCUCUCUGUUUGCAUGCUCUCCGCACGGCGACGGCCAAAGACGCCAAGAGGCAGUGGCGAUGACAGCUGGGUGGCUCGCCUGGAGACACUGCACGGGGCCCUUGUGGAAGGUCCGUGGUGCCUGGAAGCGCUCACGCUUGCACACCCUUCCUUCCUUCUGCAUGCCGCUCCCGUAGAGGGAGAUAACAGGGGAGGCGGCAAAGAAGUUUUAGGCAUAUUUCUCCGAGCGGCCCAUGUUAUGUAUCCCAUGAGCGCGCUCCUGCGUGAAGAGAGUGCCCAUGCCGCGUGGGAGCCUUUGGCUGGGGCGGCAGCACGCAAUCCGACGAAGUCAGACGAAAUGUAUUUCGCGCUUUUUGCAGAAGAGGGUGAGGUGGCGCGUUGUCCGGUUGGCGGCUUUAUUGAAAGCGCUGUCGCGUGUCCGAUGACGACCUCCGAGCCCCGGCGCGUGAGUAGCGCCGCGGGAGGAAAGGGGCGCGUCGUUGCUCUUGUCUUGGCAAUGCGGAGUGCAGGCGACGUUCUUCUUCUGGAGGUCGGGACGACGUCUGCUGCUGCCGCUGCUGCUGUCAGCGCUGCUGGUGGACGAGGCCUCCGAAGGGAGACAAAUGAGAAGGAUGUGGUGAAGAUGACCAUUGUGCACUGUCGCAGGGUUUCCGCAUGGGAUUCCGAGGUGCCACGCCUCCUGCGGCACCUUCACCGGUUUGUUGCUCUUCACUGGGACGACGCGAAGGGCACAGCGUUUCUGCUCGCGGCUCACCAGGAUGACAAGACCCAGCAGGUGGAUUGCAGUUUAUUGAUGGCAGAGUUGGUGCCGCAGGGAAGAGAGACGCUACAGUUCACGUGGUUUGGCGCCUGUAACGGUUCCAUAGUGAAAGCAGGAAUUAAUUCCCGCGGGUUUCCGUUACGUGUGGGUUUGUUGCCGCUGGUGCAACCGCCGAGUGCUGUUGAUGUGGCGUACAACCUUGGAAGCGUCCCGCAUGCCCCGCUGCAUGCACUCUGCCGUUGCGCCAUUCUGCAGGAUGAGGCGGCGGAUUCGUGUCUUGGCGAGGUUGUCGUCUUUCGCUCCGGAGACAUUUGUCUCGUGCGCCGCAGCACGCCCCGUGAUGCACACUGGAGGUGCAACGACACCACUGUCUUCUGCACACGACUUUCAAAAGUGCAAUGGCCGCAUCCAGAGGACACGGUGCAGGUGGACGCCUUGAUCCUGCUUUUUUCCUCUGGCUCAGCUGACAUCUGCAUGGCGUCCUUCUGGAGCACGGAUGCUGGGACGACGCCGAGCCUCGCUGAGGUGGGCGGUGCAACUUGGCUACAUGCGCUUCUGUUGCUGCUUGUGUGUCGAGGCACUGUAAUUCUCAUGACGGCGGAGGGGCACGUGCUAUGUGUGGGUGAUGCGCAUCCUCCUUUGCCUGCGACGCAUGUCGGCCACAACACAAAUCCGGUGGAAAUGAACUCAAUGGGGAGUAUGGAUGAUGAGAGCCCCUCACUGCUUCCGUGCAUGAUCCGUUUGUUUGCAUCUGUUGCACGAAAUUAUUUUUUCGUUCUCUCAACCGGCGUGGCGUCGCUUCCUGCAAGAGGCGACGGCUACCGUGAGUGCUUCUUUCUGCUUCUGCACGUGGCCUGUGGUAUGGGCCAAGAGGAGGGAGUUGGUGCUGUGUCCUCGGCGACGGUGCGAGUCGUGGAUAUUCUUCGCGUGGGCAGUGACGGACACCCGUUGUUUGACUUUCUUCCAGCCGGGCGCCCUGACACUUGUGCGAAAAUGGCAGCGGUGAACAAGGGAGCAGCAACGCAGGAUAAGUUUGUCUUUGCUCGUGAGAUGAUGUACUUUGCGGGGGCGACGGUGCACACGGUGCCGUGCGUGCUCAGCUGCCGCGUCUCCGCACGGGGUUCACAAGCGAAAGCGGAGUUUGAGACACCGCCACUUAACACGCACCGUGCGGGAUUGAACCUGCAGAAGCUUAUCAAGGAAGAAAAUAAGGCGACAACGCGGCUUGUGGAGCCCACUUUGUUACAGUGCGUGCCUCACCCCCUGGGGAAAGACACAAGCACGAUGUGCGCCGUGGUUGUGAUUUCCUUUUUGCACGGCUCCACCUUGCUGGCUGUCGUCGGCCGCGGUGGUGCCUCCGGUCGACGGUGGCACUGUCAGCUGCUCCCAGCGACUGCAAUGGCGACAGCGGAGGUGGGGGUGCCGUUUGUGCGACUCGUGUCACGGGCGGUGUCGCGUGGCGGCGGCGGCGGUGGCCCAAUAUGUUGGCUGCAGGACGCUGCGGGCCACUGGCACUCCCUCAGUUGUCGGGACACGGACGGUCCGAAGGGUGACGCUUGCGAGGCCAAGACGAGUCUCUUGCUUUCGGUGGGCAGCUUGCCGAAAGCCACGCAGGGCGCGUUGGAGUCGCCGCCUUGUGCGUCGGGGGAGGACGGCAUUGGGGAGGUGACUGCGGCGUGGGACGAAAGUGACCGGAUGUUCACGCUGGCACCGUGCUGCUAA
Messenger RNA from Trypanosoma conorhini, 3504 nucleotides. RefSeq lists its product as uncharacterized. The transcript has a single exon. The coding region runs from base 1 to 3504 and encodes 1167 amino acids. Lineage: Eukaryota; Euglenozoa; Kinetoplastea; Trypanosomatida; Trypanosomatidae. The record is from RefSeq and is a predicted model, not a curated record.